AUGUAUUUCGUAUGGAUUUUGCUCAUUCCUGCUCUUGAAGCUUUGCGACCCACACCCCGCGCUAAUUGCCCGGAUGAGGAAUUGGCGCUCAAAUGUGAAACUUAUUGUUAUAAAGACUACGUCACUUGCAAGGAUUCUUGCGAAUCUAGCGGAUGCGAGAGAGAAUGUUCAUCAACUUAUACUCGGUGCUUUCAUGCGUGCCCGUGUUUCUCCGAUUGUCCACUUGGUUGUGUUGACUGCGCGAACUCCAUCUGUACUUGCGUUUCGCCCCAGGAGAAUAACAGCCUGUACAAACAGUGCAUUGAUGAGGUCACGACGGAGUUCACCGGAUGCGUGAAGAGCUGCACCGCAAGUCAAACAUGCUACGAUGGUUGCUACGCGACCUUUGCGGAAAGCAGCGAGAAAUGCCCCUGUAAUGCGAAGUGCGAGCUCGGCUGCCCAUGUGAUGAUGGAUACAAAUGCCAGCCGUUUAUCACUCUUAUUUGCCAGUACAGGACCUCGUACAAUCUGAAACACUUUGGAUAUGUUAUCUCUGCUGAUGGGCAUUACAAGGAAAAUCGAUUCUACAACAGUCCUCAAGGAAGCACUCCGUUUCUUCAAAACGCUGGUCAUGCUCUUCUUAAUGGCCAGAUGAUGAUUUAUGGCGGAAAUCAAGACUUGAAAAAGAUCGGGCGAGUCGACGGCUGCAAUCUGCGCGACACUGGGAAACGACUGAUCAACGACUUCUAUUCUAACGAUGGUGCUCUUGUAACGGUUCCCGAGGUCCACGAGGAAACGAUUUUGUGCGACGGAUUUAGUGCAAAGUCCUGCGAAAGCUUCGACGGAACGACUUCCCUGGCCAUCAGCGAGAUGAAAGAAAUGCAUCAAUCUAGCUGUAUGGCGCUUUACAAUUUCAAGGCCAUCAUUAUUGCUGGUUACACAAAUGGAGUGGAAGUUCUCAGCGUCAGCGGCUGGCAAUCAGAAGCGGAGCAUCCAGAAGGAAGACUUUUUGGACUUUCUUGCGCUUCAAUCGAUGGUGGAGUUCUUACUAUUGGCGGCUAUAAUUACAGCUAUACGAAGACAGUUUAUUUAUUCAAGAAUGGAAAAUGGACAUCUGUUGGCGAACUGAAAAACAAUUUCUACAAAGGAUCGAUGAUGAUGUUCAAUGAUUAUUUUAUUGCUUUUGAUGGUGACAGUAAUGACAAUCAAGUUGAGCGCGCUGAAUGGAAUGGCACUCACGUGACCUCAUCUCAAACCCUUUUCUCGCACGAAUCUUUCUGCAUCCGGCCAAUAACUUUCGAAUCCGAUCCAGAUCAAUGCUCUGAAUUCUGCUCCAACGAUUUCUGCUACGUCUAA
Messenger RNA from Oikopleura dioica, 1335 nucleotides. The record is from the annotation of a GenBank genome assembly. NCBI's taxonomy places the organism in Eukaryota, Metazoa, Chordata, Appendicularia, Copelata, Oikopleuridae.